Molecule: messenger RNA, 1573 nt
Organism: Pollicipes pollicipes
Lineage: Eukaryota; Metazoa; Arthropoda; Thecostraca; Pollicipedomorpha; Pollicipedidae
Exons: 5
Coding region: 131-787 (218 amino acids)
Biological process (GO): septate junction assembly; regulation of tube size, open tracheal system
Cellular component (GO): septate junction; membrane
Source: RefSeq, a predicted model, not a curated record
ACCGUUUGAUUUGUUUUGUUGCUUGCUGGCUUGGUUGUGGGUAGUGGCGGAGCCGUUUUAAUCUUAAUUUCUUGUUUUUCUCUUCCUAUCUAGUAAAGUUUUUGUUUCGUGGACCAGCAAAUUUCAAAGCAUGACGAAGAAUCGAAGUCUAGCUGGAAAAUGGGCCGUUGGUCUCCUUGCUCUCACGUUCGUUUUGGUGGUGCUGGCGUUCAGCACGCAGAAUUGGCUUGCCAGUGAUGAUCGCUUCUAUGGAGCAAAGCUGGAAAAGAUGGGUCUUUGGGUACAUUGUUUUAGAAGCUUGCCAGACCCACAAGACUCAUCAUUACGGCAGUUCUUCAGUGGCUGCCGCUGGCUGUUUGAGGCAUACACCACAGGCUACUCAGAGAUCAGAGGUCAUCUGACACCCCCAUUCUUCAUAGCAGUGCAGAUGUUCUACACGCUUUGCUUCCUGUGUACGGCCGUCAGCGCUGUGCUGGUGGUGAUGCUGAUCCUCUGCAUUGACGAGGACCGCGAGGUUUGCUUCCUGCGCACCAUGGCCGUGCUGAUGGCGCUCUCAGGAGUGUUUGGCACGUUUGCGGUCAUCAUUUUUGGCGCGAUGGGACGCUCUUACGAAUGGACCACGGAUAAGCAGCAUAACUACCUCUCCUGGAGCUACGGACUCGGUGUCCUGGCCGCCUUUCUCGCCUUUGUCGACAUGUCUCUAUUCCUGGUGGAUGCCCGGAUAAAGCAGCGGAAGCUGGAGGGCCGCUACUCCGGCAAGCCGCGCACGCUUGACUCGACCGUGUAGCCGGGCGGCGGGCGAGACUAACUCAGGGCUUCGGCGGCCGGCGGCGGUAGUGGCUGCAUUCCUGCAGCUCGUGCUCUGCGUGCUGGUGUGGAACGAGGCUCAAAUCACGAACAAGAAGAUCGCUCGCAGUGUGAAUGCCGCGGCGGCUGCGGGAGACUACUAGCGAUCGUGGCGCCAUCCGUCGGCAAAGUCCGAAUCUGCACUUCAGUUAGCGCCGCAACUGCAGCGGUCGCCGUCUAGCUCGCGUGGUGCUUUCGGUCGAUCUCGGCUGAGCCUGAACUUCAGUGACAAUGGUUGACGGCGAUCGGCAUACUUCCUGGAGUGGCGGAGGCUCCAGUGACGGCAGUUGACAUACGUCCUGGAAUGCUAGAAGCUUCAGUAACGGCGAUAAGCGCACGUCUUGGAGUGGCGGAAGCUUCAGUGACGGCGAUAGGCGCACGUCUUAGAGUGGCAGAGGCUUCAGUGACGGCGGUCGGCUUUGGGGGACCGUCGCGCCGCCAGUGGAUCACGCCUGAACCGGCAUCCUGAACCAUGAAUGGCCACCGCCUACGCGGCAGCCAUUGGCGCGGCUCACAGAAUCUCGGCACAUUUGCCACACGUUCAGUCUGAACCCGCUUUUGUUUUGCCUGAUUGUGGAUAGUCCGCAUAUGUGUAAAUUUUUUUUAGUGAUACUGAGUACGUUCAAUUCUGCACGAAUGGCCUGGGUGAAAGAAAGCACCGAACAUUGUUACAAUCAUGUGGCACGUUAACGCGCACUCGUGUGUAAUUGGGGGGGGGGGGGGGGGG